GGGAGUCCGGGUGCUGCAGGUUACACUUCUGAGCGCCUUCUGGAAGCCACAGGGCAGUGGAACCUGUGCCGAGGAGCCGGGGGAGGGAGAGCAGGCAGGCCCAGCUUAUGUGCCAGCCCAGUGAUAGACUUAAAACGUAAAUCAGGCUGAGGAUGGUGCGUCCGGGCGCUCACGUGUAUAUAGACCCGCCGGCGUGUCUAUCUGCCGUGUGGGUACCUGUCGUGUGAGUGGCUCUGGGCGUGGCUGCUCGUAGGACGUUCCAUUUCUGUAAGAUUUAUCUCGAGGGGCCUACCUUUCCCUGGCUCCAGAGGGGGAACGUAAGAAGUUUAACGGAGCCGAGUCUAAGCAGAUUAAGGGAACAGCGGCUGGGCCGGAGAGGGUGCGGACGGCAGGUGCUGGGGGCUAGGGAAGCACGUCUUUGCCCCGUCUUCCCCGGCAGAAAGUCCUUUUGGCAAGAUUGGUGUGACGAAGGUGGCCCUGAAGUGCUAGAGAGCCCGGGCAAUUAUGAUCGCUGAGUGAGUGGCUGGCACUGGGCUGAGCCUGGGCAGUUGACUGAUAGAAAGGGAUGCUAGCAGUUAGGAAGGUAAGGAGGAAACUCAGGAUGGGGACCAUCUGCUCCCCCAAUCCCAGCGGGACAAAGACUUUGGAGGUCUGCAAUGCUGACUGGAUGGCCUCGCUCCCUCCUCUCCUCCACAACGUCCCCCUUUCCAAUCUGGCAAUCCCAGCUCCAGUCUCAACCGCUGUCCUCACAUUUAUUGCUUCGUAUAGGCUCCCAUGACUCAUUCAGUUACUGGGUAGACGAAAAGUCCCCAGUGGGGCCUGACCAAACCCCAGCUAUCAAACGCCUCGCCAGGAUCUCCUUGGUAAAGAAGCUCAUGAAGAAAUGGUCUGUGACUCAGAACCUGACAUUCCGAGAACAGCUGGACGCUGGGAUCCGCUACUUCGACCUGCGUGUGUCUUCCAAGCCAGGGGAUGCCGACCAGGAAAUCUACUUCAUUCACGGGCUUUUUGGCAUCAGGGUCUGGGAUGGGCUGAUGGAGAUUGACUCGUUCCUCACACAGCACCCCCAAGAGAUUGUCUUCCUGGAUUUCAACCACUUCUAUGCCAUGGACGAGGCCCAUCACAAACGCCUGAUUCUCCGGAUCCAGGAGGCCUUUGGGAGCAAGCUGUGCUCAGCCUGCAGUGUGGAGAGUAUGACGCUGCGGACGCUGUGGGAGAAGAAGUGCCAGGUUCUCAUCUUCUAUCACUGUCCCUUCUACAAGCAGUACCCCUUCCUAUGGCCUGGAAAGAAGAUCCCAGCGCCCUGGGCAAAUACCACAAGUGUGCACAAGCUCAUACUCUUCCUGGAGACCACACUGAGUGAGCGCUCUCCCCACGGAUCCUUCCACGUGUCGCAAGCGAUCCUCACGCCCAGAGUGAAGACCAUCGCCCGGGGCCUGGUUGGCGGCCUCAAGAACACGCUGGUCCAUAGGAAUCUUCCUGCCAUCCUGGAUUGGGUGAAGACUCAGAAGCCUGGAGCCCUGGGUGUCAACAUCAUCACGUCUGACUUCGUGGACCUGAUUAAGUAUCUUCAGUGCUUCUUACCUCAAGAGCACUCACAAAGGAGCUUCCUGAACUUUUCUUACCCAGGCCAGAUGCUGCCAUGGUCCUCCUCCCCUCCACAGGACCACGCAUCUCAGGACCAUGAGCGACCUCUGACUCUACUAUAGAUGCUGUAGACGUCCUGCCCCCCACCCCACCCCAUUAUGCUGGGGACGGUGUUCGUGUGUGGGUGUGGUCCAGACCCAAGAAGCCACUACCAAGCCGUGCACUGGAACAGAAGAUGAAAUGGGUCAUGAAGAGCUCUCGGUUUUUGAGGAAAACCCUCUAGAAGAGGGAUGAAAAGGAAGGUGCUAGAAAGAACACUGGCCACGGGAGGGUGUGUACUUAUUGCUCCUCAGAACUCUCUGAGAAUCCCUAAGGAAGUGUCGUCUUCUGGAUCCUUAAGGCUGAAAGAUAACACGGAAUCCCGGACGGCUGUGUGCAUUUAUACAGAUGGUUGGACCACCUCCCAGCAGCUUCCCACUCCUGUUCUCUGAUGCUCAUGGCUGGAUUUUGCAUAUUGCCUGCCGUGGGGGUGUCCUAGCUGAGCUGCUAAGAGCACAUGCACACCCCCGACACUUGGUCUUCCAGCCUUUACAUUGCUUAAAGUAAUUUAAGCCCCAGCCGAGGAGGUCACAACGCAAAGGCCUCUGGUUUAACUGUUCCUUCUCUUGCAUUUGAAUCCCUCUCCAGAGUUGGUUCUGGGAUUUUAUUGUUAGUUUUUUAGGGCCUUCUCUGGAAAGGAGUGAGAAAGUGAGUGCCCUCACUUUCUUAAUUUCCCUUCGAUUCUGAUAUUAAACUGCAGUGACAAGCUUUGAAAUUCCCUAGCCUACCCUCAGGGUUUUAUUUGUGUUGUCAUUAUUUCAUUUUGGUCUUGAUUUUAAUACUUGGUCAAUUGCUAGGGACUACAUCAUUUCCCUUCUUUAAGCCCUUUGUUACUUGGCAAAGAGAUACGGAGGCAAGAGGAGAAUUAUUCUGCUCUGUUUUAUUUGAGCCUUAGCUUUGCCCAGGAGCUUGGUGCUAUGAGGCCAGGUGUGUUGACAGGUAUCUACACAGGAUGCCAGUGACACCCAAGGGCUGCUGACUGUUCAGUGAAAUGUUUACUUGAUUUUCUCCUUUAGUGUUAAAAUACAUAGUUGCACUUCACUUGGGUUGUAACAUUUAAGUGCACCUCGGCGUUCAUGAUGAAAAAGCACAGAAAACCAUACCAAGGUCGCAUGCAUGGAGUCUUGCUCAUUGUGGAGGGGGCAGGCGCUCACUCCUUCCUGCUGCUUUGGGUUGCCAGCCUGGCCUGCAUUCUGAAAUUCUGCACAGGAGUUCUGGAAGAUAGGAGGAGGAUUAUUUACAGUUCACCCUUGGUAAACACCCCUGAAUUGGCAGAAUUUCUGCCCCAAGACCAAGUUGCUUAAUAUAUUGUAAAGGAUGUGUGUAUUCUGCUCCUUGACCUCAGGCCAAGCAGGAGACUCAGUGAUGGGACCGAGGGAAAAGGCACUUUAGGUCUAUGACUCAUUCUACAACUGCCAACAAUAAAAAAUUGUGACCUGAUCACAUCAUUUAUUCUCACAAGGUCUUGGGAUUUUUCGGAUCAAACAAGGCUAUCCUAUUUGCUCAGAAUGAACUUCAAGAUCAGCGAAAAAGCUACUUGAUUGAGCAAAAGAGGACUUUAGUUUCACGGGAUUUGGGGCCACGUUCAUUCUGAAAUGUAGACUGAGUUUUUCUUGGGCUCCCAGGACCACUUCCCACAUGGCCACACCUCCAUGGCUUCGUGGCAAAGGGGACAGUCACAGGUUGCAGUUAGAGUAGAGCAGUGUUUAAAGGCUUGAACUUUGAGCCUUUUAGAGGUACCACCGUGGUUUCAUGGGUACAGAAGAUAUUCUUAGGAUUGGAGAAAGAGGUCAAGAUGGAAUUGAUGGAAGGGAAUGAUAAAUUAUUGAAGAUUAAACUUUAAAUUAAUGGCAGAUCUAAGAGGGUUAUGCCAAAAAUAUUACGUAUUUGCUGUAUUAGACUCUAUAGUAAUUAAGUGUCAUUAUUUUCCUUAGUGCUGAGUGCAGACCCCUGCAUUCUUGAGAACAGUUAAGCCACAGCCCAAACCCAGGAUUUUAUAUAAACGCAAACAAAAGCACAAGAUCUGAGCCCAGGUAAUGAUCACCCUUAAGAAUGCUACUUCUUCUAACAUGACCUUAUAUUUGCAUCAAAAAGUUUAUCUUUCUGUUCAAGAAGACAAUGUAGUGGAGCAUUCUGGAAUUAAAUGCAUUUCGUGGUGGGUCAGGAUUUUCUACUUUCAUUUUUUCUGAAGUGCUGCCCACAGAGACAUUAUUAUUACAUACAAUCCAGCUGGGGGCUUAGUGCUAAACUAAAGGUGGAGAAACAGAAGAGAUUAAGCCUGAGAUGAAACUUUUGCUUCCUAGGAAGCAAAAGCACGACACAAGUUUAGGCCAUCUUACAGAAUUAGUUCAUGCCACAGAUGCAGUUUUUGUAAUGGCUUUCAUUGGCUAAUUGCAGAUUUUUGCUGUUAGGUUCUGGGAAACGGAACGGGCUAAUGAUGGGGGCACAGCCACGAGACCCCCCUCCCCUUGCAGAGCAGAGAAGCGAUCCUGGGCUAAAUCUGCCUUAGUUCUUUCAUCUGGAAUAAAAAUGCUGUCCGCUGUUUUGCAAACCACAGUCAACUAGCUCCCCCAAAACAUCAGGUCCCUAACAAUUAGGUUAAAUGCCUGUGCGCAGAGCAUGUACAGGGGCAGUAGUCUUCCUUGUGUGAGAUGUGUAGAGAAAUGCUACUUGGCUCAUUUAUCAAGAGAGUGGCUUAGGACGACAGACUUGUCCACCAGUGGCACCUUUAGUGACCCGUCAAAUGAGAUGAGUAGGGCUGAAAGCAAUAUCUGAGCUAGGGAGGUGAGCUUUCCCAAAUACAUGCUAAAUGGUCACGUUAUGCCAAAAGGAAAUAAAUAGAAACUGAAAACAUAAGACGUCCAAACUGACAGGAAGUUUAUUUUGUAUGGCAUAGAACGUGGCUGUCCCCCUAAAUUCCGCCAACUUCCCUGUACAUCUCGCCCCUCUACCUCAGACGGCUUCCUGGUAUCUGCUACCAGAGCUGUGUCAACUCAGAUGUUGCCUUGGGACACACAGGAGUGAACUGAUGGGGUGAUAAGUGAAUUAGCUGGAAACUUUACCCUUAAUUCCAAAUGACAGUGAACAGCUCUUUACUGCUCCAAGAGCUCCACUGUCCCCUUAUCCUCUGGCUUCCCCAGAAUCCUACUAGAAAUAGUGACACUAAUGGCACUGUCAUCACUGAAUUGGCCCUAAACCAGGGGAAUAGUGUACAAAAUGCUAUUGAUGUUGUUGGCACAGUCUUAGACACUGAAAGUAUUCUAAGAUAACUCUAUCCUGCAGUGGAUAUAGUGUUCUAGUCUUUUCUCCAACAAAACUUGUUCUUAGGACUUUUCAAACUUGUUUCUAAGCCUCAUAGUUUGGAUAAAAUAUUUUCCUUCUCUUCACUGGGAAUCCAAUCCCACAGUCUACUGAGUACCCCCCGUCAAUAGUCUAGAGGCAUUUUCCAUCUCUUUCCCUCUCAUCUCCGUCAUAGAAUAUACCACUGCCUCCUCUUGUCUCCCGGUCAUCCUUGAUCAGCUGCUGAUUACUGUUAAUCACAGGAUGCUGGCAAAACUUAACAAUAAAAAGCACAUACAUUCAAUGAUGUGCAAAUGCACUCUUACCACAGUGGUUUUCGCACCUUACUCUCCUCAGAUGCAUUAUUCUGCACCCCUACUCGCACCCCAUCAAUAGAACUUUACCUGAUUGGAGCCCAGACCUGGGGCCAGUACUUCAUUCAAAUAGUUGGGGCUUGCUCACAAACUCUGAGCCCAACGAGAAGCACAGCAUUUUGAAAAGUCAAAUAAGCCUUCCGUAGCUUUGUACGUUUGCAGUUUUACAUUUGUUAUUAGGUUAGAGCACUAAUAACACUUCAGUCAUAAAUCUAUCGUAUCAAUAUGAUAAAUCUUAGAACAUAUUCUAGAAACAGUGGUACCUUACUGCUAUUAUACUUACUAAUUUCCACCCUAAUGGUAAUAAGUAUUACAUGCAGAUCGUGUAUGCAUUAUUUGUAUUGUGUAUAUGCCAACUGUAAUACUUAACCUCACUGAUAAGAAGAUACAGAGAUUGUCAAAGUGAAAAUAAAUCUUGGUCAAUUCAGAUGAUAAUGUGAAUCUGAUAAAUGCUCUGUUAGAUAUUAUAUUUUCUUCUUUAUGCUUGUUUUAUAUGACAAUGCAUGCUGUUUGCGAAGUAAAAAAAUAAUACAUUAUACCAAUUUUAAGGUUAGAAUGAAAAUUUUACAUAUAUGCUGCUUGAUACUCUGAAAUGUAUUUUGUGGCAUAAUUAUCUUAUUCAUAUGAAUUGCACAUGGCUUUUUUUCCCCCUAGGAAAUAACUGUUCAAAUAUAUCUCUCUCCGUCUUUCUGGUAACCUGGAUUAAAUUGCUUAAUUCAACCUAAAACAUUGUAAAGCCAGAUUACCUCAUUUUAACUGUGAAAAAAGUUUAGUAGAUAUGAUGACAUGAUAUCUUUUCUUGUAUUUGAUUUGAACUACCUAAAUAGACUUAAACCUAAUAAUAAAUAUAAAACUUUGGCAGGCA
Molecule: messenger RNA, 6204 nt
Organism: Balaenoptera acutorostrata (minke whale)
Lineage: Eukaryota; Metazoa; Chordata; Mammalia; Artiodactyla; Balaenopteridae
Gene: PLCXD2
Product: phosphatidylinositol specific phospholipase C X domain containing 2
Exons: 5
Coding region: 657-1709 (350 amino acids)
Biological process (GO): lipid metabolic process
Molecular function (GO): phosphoric diester hydrolase activity
Source: RefSeq, a predicted model, not a curated record